Messenger RNA from Zerene cesonia (dogface butterfly), 944 nucleotides. RefSeq names its product fatty acid-binding protein, muscle-like. Bases 66 to 476 code for a protein of 136 amino acids. Gene Ontology annotation, molecular function: fatty acid binding. The transcript is spliced from 4 exons. Gene Ontology annotation, cellular component: cytosol; nucleus. Gene Ontology annotation, biological process: fatty acid transport. NCBI's taxonomy places the organism in Eukaryota, Metazoa, Arthropoda, Insecta, Lepidoptera, Pieridae. The record is from RefSeq and is a predicted model, not a curated record.
AUUGUACUUUUACAAACCAUUUGGCUCUGUUGUAUCGCAGACGUGUUUAUUGAAAACAAAGAAUAAUGGAACAAUUCCUAGGAAAGAAAUAUAAACUGAAAACAUCUGAUAAUUUUGAAGAUUAUUUAAAAUACAUUGGAGUGGGCUUAUUAUCAAGGAAGUUAGUUACAUCCGUAUACCCAGUAUGUGUCUUGUCCAAAAAUGAAAAUGGAUCAUAUACCCUCACAAUGACUACACCGAUAAGGAAAGUUGCUACCACGUUUAAUUUAGAUGAAGAUUUUGACGAAGAUAGACCAGAUGGAGUUAAGGUAAAAUCCCGCGUCACUUUAGAAGGCAACAAACUAAUACAAACACAAGACGACAAUGGAAAACGAUCGAAACAUGUCAGAGAAUUCACUGAUACCAAAUUAACAGUAAUAACCACAGCAGAAGGCUGGGACGGCACGUGUAUAAGAGUCUACGAAGUACAAGAAUAGUCUAUUAUUAUUAGGUAUCUAAAACAACUUAAAUACGACUGUGAUCAUGGAUAGCAAAUCUAGAAUGAAGUUAUGAUUUCUUUUCAUUAAUCUUUAAAUUAACCUAGAUACAAAUCACUAUAUUUAAAAUUUAGCAAAAUCUUAGGACUUUCGUAUUCUUCGUUAUCGUCUUGAUUUCACUUAUAAUGUUUAUGCAAAAAUUUGGAUGGAUAUUUUAUCAAACAUCACUUAAUCACCUCAAAUCGGAGUAACGGAUCGGGAUGAAAUUUGCAAAGCGGCAGAUUAUAGUGCAUAUAGCCAGUACGCUAAUUUGUUCAAUAACGCAAACGAAGUCAGGAAGUUAAUAUUACCACAGAUAACAUAAUGUCUUGCAUAAAUAAAAAAGUACGUGAUUUUACCUUACUGUAUAUGUAUGCUAAAGGUUGCGUCAAUGGGAUCAAGUCGUCGAUAGUAAAAUAAAAUGGAAAA